AUGGCCACCGUUGAGGUUGAACAAGUGAUCCCAGUUCCAGCAGCAGCAGAGAACGUUGAGGUACCAACACCAACAAAGACAGUGGAGGAGCCAGUGGUGGAGACGGAGCCGGAAGAAUCCGCCUCCGUAACAGAGUCUGCUCUGGUCGCCGUGACAGACCAAGAAUCCGAAGCACCGGUGAUAGAAACGAGCAAAGAAGUGGAGGUGAAGGAAACUCCGGCGGUUGUGGAGGAGGAGAAGAAGACUGAUGAGGUGGAGGAAGUUGUCGCUGCGGCAGAAGAAGCUGUCGUCGAGAAGGCCGAGGAGUAA
This is a messenger RNA of Arabis nemorensis, 309 nucleotides long. The record is from the annotation of a GenBank genome assembly. Lineage: Eukaryota; Viridiplantae; Streptophyta; Magnoliopsida; Brassicales; Brassicaceae.